AUGAGAGAACGCAUUCCACAAAGCCUCAGUGGACACGUACUGUAUGUAGAAUUGCUGGGAGACCCAGGAAUGCUUCACAGGGCAAAGUACAGUCGUUUUAGGAAUGAGUCCCUCUCAUCAUUUGAGGAAGAUGCACAGAGUGGACCUCUGCAUCUUAAAGGUUCUCCAUCUUCUCAUGUCUCAACGCCGAACAUACCAGUCGACAAUGUUGCCAUAGGGACGCCGGACAGCCCUGUUGCUCUGUGUGCCUUGAUACCUCGCAUGGCUAACGUCAAGCUUUCCAACCCUUCCACCCUACCGAGCUUAAAGAACUUCUGUCUGCGGACUAAGGAGGUGCCGAGAAUUAAACUUACAGAAUGUGCAACUGUUCCGAGCAGCCCAACCUCAUCAGAGGUCAACCUGCCUGCCUGCCUGUCCUCUUCUUAUCCCCGGGGAGAACUGGAUAAACCACUGAAGGCCAGCUCAAACAUCCCAGAGGAAAACCUUUUGCUGGGCACUGAGGACUCGGCUGUGCUGACCAAACCGGACAAAGACCUCGGCUGCAAGGGGGUCGGACCUGGUUUGGAGACUGGGAUCUCGUACAGCAUCCGAUAUAUGGGCUGUAUUGAAGUGUUGCAGUCAAUGAGGUCUCUGGAUUUUGGCACCAGAACCCAGGUUACAAGGGAAGCAAUAAGUCGGCUGUGUGAAGCUGCACCAGUGACCCUUGGGGCCAUGAAAAAGCGGAAGCCUCCGGCUAAAUUUCUGUCUCCAGUGCUUGGGAAAAGUAACCUUCAGUUUUCUGGCAUUCAUAUCAAACUGACCAUCUCAACAAGCAGCCUGACUCUAAUGAACGUCGAAAACCAUCAGAUCAUUGCCAACCAUCACAUGCAGUCCAUUUCUUUUGCCUCUGGGGGAGAUCCCGAUACAACCGACUACGUUGCCUACGUGGCAAAAGAUCCUGUUAAUCAAAGAGCAUGCCACAUAUUGGAAUGUCCCACCGGGGUAGCCCAAGAAGUCAUUAAUACCAUAGGGCAAGCUUUUGAGCUUCGGUUCAAACAAUACUUGAAGAAUCCUUCUACCCUGAUCGCUUCCAAUGAAAGUGAGGUUGUGAAUCUAGCCGGAUCGACCUGGAACAUUCAGGACAAAGAUGAUCACGAAUAUUAUAAUGAAAUCCCAGGGAAAGAGCCUCCUGCAGGGGGGAUAUUGGAUGUCAGGCUGAAAAACACCGGGAGUCCUAAAUCCACAAACAUUUACGAAAACUGCCUAGAGGAAUGCAAGCCUGGAAACAUCUCUCUGUUGCUAUUAACUGCAGAUAAUAGUAAUGAACAACUGCAGGCAGCCAAGAAAGAUGCUGCAUUAUUGCCAAAAAAUGCAAGCAAAGUAGACCUUUUUGAUGAUCCUCGAUACAUCAAUACGCAGAAUUUGCAAGCCACGCCUUGUACUACCAGAAACUUCACAUCGGUACAGACCUGCGGCAGCCCACUGCAUUGUCCAAGUAUGUCCACAUCCUUAUUUGAUAUCCCGGGAGGUGUGGCAGGCAUCAAGCAACAACUGUGGAAUGAAGAGUGCUACCAUGGGAAGUUAAGCAGAAAAGCUGCAGAGAGCCUCUUAGUGAACGACGGGGAUUUUUUGGUGCGAGAAAGUGCAACGUCACCGGGCCAGUAUGUGCUGAGCGGGUUGCAAAGAGGCCAAGCCAAACACUUGUUGUUGGUGGAUCCUGAAGGGAAGGUGCGAACCAAAGACCAUGUCUUUGACAGCGUGGGUCAUCUGAUUCGCUACCACAUGGAGAACAAACUGCCAAUCAUCUCCUCUGGAAGUGAAUUAAAUUUGAAUCACCCCGUGAGAAAAGCAACUGGGUGCUUGGAAUAAAGCGAAUGAUUCUCUUGGCUCACAUCAUCUUUGAGACAAUUUUUUGUCCCCCCGCCUCCUUCCUCUUGACAAAAAAAGCUUCAAACUCAACUGCUGCAAGCAAACUUCACAAUGAGUAGGCAGCACUUCUAGCUGCUGUUACAGGAGGACUAUUUUUGUGUGUGUGUACAUAAGCCAAUGUAUGUAUCUACUUACAUUUCUGUAGUUCCAUCUGCACAGCUGUAUAGUUCCACUUUAGCAAAACAAAUCCAUGACGAUUAAGAGAUUGUUUGGGGGAA
This is a messenger RNA of Eublepharis macularius, 2126 nucleotides long. It is a transcript of the gene SHC4, whose product is annotated as SHC adaptor protein 4. The coding region runs from base 1 to 1848 and encodes 615 amino acids. Gene Ontology annotation, cellular component: plasma membrane. NCBI's taxonomy places the organism in Eukaryota, Metazoa, Chordata, Lepidosauria, Squamata, Eublepharidae. The transcript has 12 exons. Gene Ontology annotation, biological process: intracellular signal transduction; cell surface receptor protein tyrosine kinase signaling pathway. Gene Ontology annotation, molecular function: receptor tyrosine kinase binding. The record is from RefSeq and is a predicted model, not a curated record.